Quercus lobata is the source of this 1764-nucleotide messenger RNA. RefSeq names its product receptor-like protein EIX2. The transcript has a single exon. Gene Ontology annotation, molecular function: protein binding. The record is from RefSeq and is a predicted model, not a curated record. The coding region runs from base 1 to 1764 and encodes 587 amino acids. Lineage: Eukaryota; Viridiplantae; Streptophyta; Magnoliopsida; Fagales; Fagaceae.
AUGAACGGAACCAUCCCAGAAUCAAUUGGACAACUUUCUGAGUUGGGAGUGUUGCGUCUCUCCGGGAAUUACUGGCAAGGUAUCAUGACUGAAACUCAUUUCCUAAAUCUCACAAAAUUGUAUGAUUUUUCCUUGUCAUCAUCAUCUAGUAACCUUUUAGUUUUCAAUGUGACACAUGACUGGAUUCCUCCUUUUAGUCUACAAAAUGUCUAUAUUUUGGACUGUCAAUUUAACCCUACAUUUCCUCCAUGGCUUAGAACACAGAAGGAACUCAGAGAGAUCUAUUUAGUAAAUACUGCAAUUUCAGAUACAAUACCGAAUUGGUUGUGGAACUUGUCUUCACAACUUGAGGUGUUGGAUCUUUCUCAUAACAAAUUAAUGGGAAACCUCCCCAAGUCAUUAAACUUCUCUUCCUUAAAGUCGGUACUUCUAGAUUUUAAUCAUUUAGAGGGUCCACUACCACUAUGGCCUAAUGUGACAAGGCUUUUUUUGAGGAGCAAUUUACUUUCUGGACCAAUACCGAUAAGAAUCAGCCAAGAAAUGCCGCACUUGAUAGCUUUAGAUCUCUCUGGCAACUAUCUAAAUGGUAGCAUCCCAUCAUCCAUAAAUGGACUAGGACAAUUGAUGUAUCUUGCUCUAUCAAACAAUUCUUUAUCUGGAAAUAUCGACUACCACUGGGAGAGUAUGCGAAGUCUGGUCUUCAUAGAUCUGUCCAAGAAUAAUCUAUCUGGUGGCAUUCCAAGCUCAAUGUGCUCACUACCUUCUCUUAUGUGGUUGCAAUUGAGUAACAACAAUUUUUCUGGGAACCUCUCUUUAUGCCUGAAAUUUGUUCCAGGCAAAUCACUAUUAACACUUGAUCUUGGUGAGAAUAGAUUGUCAGCGACCAUACCAGAAUGGAUUGGAGAAAGACUUCCGUCCAUAACAAUAUUAAGCUUGAGAGGAAAUAUGCUCUUUGGAGAUAUUCCUAAACAAUUGUGUGGUAUCACUUCUAUCCAUGUCUUGGACCUUGCCCAAAAUAACUUCUCAGGAUCUAUUCCAUCGUGUUUUGGUAGUUUGACUGGUUACAAGUCUUUCCAUGGCAACAUAUAUGCAGGUAUCACAAAGCAUAUGGAUUUGGUUGUUAAAGGAAGACAAUAUGAAUACUACGAUCAAAUCUCAAAUGUUAAUCUCAUGGAUUUUUCGAAAAAUAGUCUUUCGGGAGGGAUCCCCACAGAACUAACAAAUUUGACCUUAUUGAAUUCAUUGAAUUUGUCAUGGAACCAUUUGACGGGAGUGAUACCAGAGAAUAUUGGAGCUUUGCGCCAAUUAGAAUCUCUUGACCUCUCAAGCAACCAUCUUUCAGGUCACAUUCCUUCAAGCAUGUCUUCUAUGACUUUUUUGAGCCAUUUGAACUUGUCAUAUAACAACUUGUCUGGACAAAUUCCAUCAACCAACCAGUUUCAAACCUUCAAUGAUCCAUCUAUUUAUGAAGGUAACCCACAACUCUAUGGGCCUCCUCCAUUGCCAACAAGUCUCUCAAUGCCAAGUGACAGGAAUGCAGAACAUAAAAAUGGUGAAGAUCAAUUUGAAAAGUUAUGGCUGUACCUAAGUAUUGCGCUGGGUUUCAUUGUGGGAUUUUGGGUUGUUUGUGGCAGCUUGUUGAUAAAUAAGUCCUGGAGAAAUGCUUACUUCUGUUUUGCUGAUAAAAUGAAAGAUAGGCUUUUAGUGAUCAUUGCAGUGAAUAUGGCUCAUUUGCAAAGGAAGAUUCAAGCAGAAAGACACUGA